Messenger RNA from Pocillopora meandrina, 3958 nucleotides. The record is from the annotation of a GenBank genome assembly. Lineage: Eukaryota; Metazoa; Cnidaria; Anthozoa; Scleractinia; Pocilloporidae.
AAAAAACAAAUUGUGAUUAACUAGCCAUGUAAGAAACAUUUUUGCACAACUUUGCAAUGAAAAUGCAAAUAGAAACUUUAAUAGAAACUUUAAUUUUGAUUAAUUGCUGACAGAAAAAUUUACAUUUUGAUCAGAAAAGACUGGAAAUUAUUUAUAGGCCUGUAGCAUUCUAAUGAAUAAUGUUUAGACUCGUAAUUUCAAUGGGUUCACUGACUUUUGAUGUUUGAGAAUUUUAUUCAUAAUUUAACAAAAGCUAUCACUACUUAAGAGCACACGCCUUUUACAUCACCUCACAACACCAAAUCUGACUGUGUAUUUCAGAGCUAGAAGAUUAAAGAAAAAAAAUUUGAAGGAGCAAGGACAUCAACAUGUGCAUUGUGUUCCUAUACUUAUGCAGGGAGCCAAACCCUGAUAGAUACCAUCUGAUAAUUGCAUCAAACAGAGAUGAGUUUUAUUUCAGACCAACGGCCAGUGCCAAGUUUUGGAAGGAAUAUCCAAAUAUAAUUGCAGGUAUAUUUUGUUGCUGAAACACUCUUGACUCUGACUCUGUCAUGAUCUAUGUCUCUGGAGGCUUGAGGUCCAGCUUGUUUCUCAAGGUUCUCUGCUAUCACAUCAAACCCUUGGCAAUAGUAGUAUUUUCUGAACGUGGGAAAGGCUUCAGACGGAUGGAAUUUGAUUCAACUUUGCCUGUGCAGAAGUUUCUGCUUGUCCCAAAUAAUAUUUUUGAUUUAAAUCUAUAGCUAACUAAUGAAGAGGUACUUGUGAAUUGUUUCACUGAAAACAUUUUAUGUUGAUUAUGACCAUGCAUAAUCUUUUUACUCUAUAAAAAUACUCCAUAAGAAGUAAGAAAACCUCCUUAGGGAGAAUUGCUCCAAGCAAAAAUUUAACCUGCAUGUCCUUUAUAACUCUGCAAUCAAUGUUGUGGCAAAAGUUAACAGAUUUUCUACAGAAGAACAUUUUUCAUGGCAGUAAAAUGUUGUAAAAAAAUAAUCAUUCUGCUUUUCUGAGAGAUAUCCAUUAUCUUUAUACAGUUGUUAGCAUUAAAUGAAAUAGAUGUAUUAACAAAGUGACUUAUUUCUUUUCAGGCAUGGAUCUUGAGCCAGGGAAAAAAGGUGGAACAUGGCUUGGUAUAACAACUGAUGGUAAAUUUGCAGCAGUCACAAACUACAGACAGGCACCAAAAUUCAUAGAUCCCAAAGCAAGAGGAAGAGGCCAUCUUGUGCCUGAUUUUUUGAAAGGAAGUGGUGAUGUUCAGAGUUACCUUGAGGCAGUGGGUAGUGAAGGUGAUAAGUACAAUGGAUUUAAUCUUUUGGUGGGGAAAUUGUCCCAGAAUGGUGAGACCAAGAUUGGAUGGUACUGUAAUGUUGAAGACAAACAGGUAACAAUGUUGGAACCUGGGAUUCAUGUGUUAUCAAACAAAGUGUUAAACUGUUUCUGGCCCAAAAUGGCCUAUGGAAGAGAAAGAUUUGCUGAAAUCCUUGAAGAAACUUCCACGAAAGAAGAGCUUGUUGAUAAACUUAUGGGCCUGUUGAGUACCAGACAAAGGUUGGUUAAUUUACAGUCACUUAAAUUUAUAUUGCCAUCCGUUUUAAGUACAUAUUAUUAUACACCUGGCAGUGCCAAUGGGCAAGAUAAAGUAGAUUGGCUACCUGUGCAGAAAAGAUGGGCCCAUUUUAUGCACCUAGGAUUUCCCUCUUUGAUCCCAUGUCAAAGAAAGAAAGUGAAGUGGACUUACAAAAUGUUAUGGGUGUAUAAUUUAUUUUUGGAUAGAGUAAAGCAAAAUAAUAUGUUCACACCACUUCAUUGUAAACUGUGCUCCUUUUUACAUUUAGUGACAGGAGAGUCUACUAAAUGUCAAAAAUAUUUUUAUAUGAAGUUCAAUGGAUGUGUUCCAUCCUGGGACAUGUGGGUAUAUCAGUUUUAUAAUUACAUUGGUUAUUUUCUAAAUGUCUUUUGCUUUUUUAAUGAUAUAUCAAUAUUUCUAAAAGGCAUUUCAGCUGUGGUGACAGCAAGAGUUUUUUGGGUCCUCAAGAUGAAGGAGGCAAUGAAAAUCUGAUCAAUGCCUGUCGAGCAAUCUUUGUCAACUGCAAAGAGUUGAAAUAUGGAACAAGGUACAUUUUAGAACUUUUUCAUCAAGAAAGAGAGAUGAACAUUGAUUCUCUGUUCCUGAUAAGAAGUCAGAAUAAUAAUUGUUAAAACAAGUUUAUAACAUAGCCGGUAAAUUUGUCUAAUCAAAUUCACUUGCGUGAGCGUGCUUCACAUUCCUCAAAAACCUUUUCAGACUUUGGGGCAUAUUUUCGCCAAAUGUAAGGAUCCUGUCACGAAAGAACAACAACGAACCGACGCCAUUUAUUCUAUUCCUUGCAAUGACUGUGACAACGAAUACAUCGGACAGACCAAACGUCAGUUUUGUACAAGGUUAAAAGAGCACCAAAAAGCGGUUUUUCUUUGCAAAAGGGAAAAUUCAGCUUUAUCGGAGCAUACAUGCCUAACCAACCAUACAAUUGGGUGGGAUAAUUCUACGGCGUUACCACCAGCGCCUUUGUUUGGAGGCUUGGCAUAUUAAUUCCGCCCACGCUCCUUUAAAUCGUGACGAUGGCGGUUUGCUUCCUGACGCCUAUUUACACCUCGUCAAAAAAAAGGCCGCUAAUUAGUGAUCAUAUAAAAGAACCUCUUAUUGCAGCAUUUAGAUGACCCCUGAUGAAGACACUAGACAGGAGUGUCGAAAUGUUGGGUCUAUGAAUUGUAACUUCUUCAGUUACAUUUAUUAAAUCUGCAAACCAGAGUAGCAUCAAACUGUGUCUGAUUUUCAACCUGGUUGCCGUGUGAACUUAAAUAUAUUUUACAUUCUUAUUGUGCACCCUCAUGACGUCAGCAAACAAAUCCCUCGAGAAAAAAAAUUUCUCCGCGAUUUGUAAAUUAGCCAAUGAAACAACUUUUUUGUUUUUCUUUUGGAUAAGAAAAUUUUGUAUUCAAUCAGAGUGAAGUUCAUUUACACGCAUGAAUUCAUCUGUCAGGUUUUUGACCAAUCUAAGACAAGAUCGUUUACAGCGUAGCGAAAUGUUUUCCUGAAACAAAAUUAUCAACACGCUGAAUCGUAGCAGAGGGAAUAUCAACCCUUUCACAACAUUUAAACCAUCGGGUUGAAAAUGUUAUAAAACAAUUGGUUCAUACGUCAGCUGUGCGUUCAUCGAGGUAUGAAGCACGCGGGAAGUUUGGAGAGCACGAAAGAUGCGUAAGAAUUGCUCGAGGCGUAGCCGAGAGCAACUCUAGCUUCUUGAGACGUAUGAACCAAUUGUUAAUUUGAGCACCCUUACACUAAAGAGUCAGAAUUUUUUUACACGCACUUCACUGUUAGUAAUGGAUCUUUAUACAGAUUCUGCCAUGAGUGAAGCUUUAAAUCAAAUUUCAAGUACCAUUUAUUUGAAUGAAAGUUAAAUUACAUGAUUAUGACAGAGUUCCUUUGAUAAAUAUCACCCAUAAUAAAUUUAAACAUUAGCAGAAGAAGGGAUAUUGUAGGACUGGAAAAAACCAAAACAUACAAUUAAUAUAGAAUAAGAAAUCUUAUCCCAGCUUUCUUAGUAUAGGUUAGAUGUUAACCUUGUUGAAUUUAUUUUUUAGAACCAACACAGUGUUGUUAGUUGAUAAAGAUGGACAUGCUACUUAUGUUGAGAGAACCAUGGAUGAGAAUGCCUCUGACCCUGAUGAAGCUGACUGGAAAGUAAGCACCUAUGAGUUUAAAAUUACUGAAAAAUCUGGCAACUGUGCAGAUAACAAGUCACCUAAGGAGAAUCUAUCAAAUGGAACAAGUGUGCAUGUUGAAGGGAGGGAAGAAUCUACGCAAAACAAUCAUGAAUUCCUGCCACAAAACCAUUCGAAGAAGAAACGAUCAGUGAAUGAAAACAGUUCACCCGUGGAACCAGCCAGAAAAGUAAAAAAAAAUAGCGGUAAAGAAUGA